Labeo rohita (rohu) is the source of this 4891-nucleotide messenger RNA. Its product is annotated as gastrula zinc finger protein XlCGF7.1. Gene Ontology annotation, cellular component: nucleus. Bases 119 to 1357 code for a protein of 412 amino acids. The transcript is spliced from 3 exons. The record is from RefSeq and is a predicted model, not a curated record. Lineage: Eukaryota; Metazoa; Chordata; Actinopteri; Cypriniformes; Cyprinidae. Gene Ontology annotation, biological process: central nervous system development; regulation of transcription by RNA polymerase II. Gene Ontology annotation, molecular function: RNA polymerase II cis-regulatory region sequence-specific DNA binding; DNA-binding transcription factor activity, RNA polymerase II-specific.
CACAACGCUGCGUCGCGCUCCUACGUCUGUGAUCCGGCUGAAGAAAGAACAAAGUGUUCAAACACACAGGAAAAACUCCUGGUGAAGCAACCGAGAUCCAUGUGACACUAUUAUAAAGAUGGCAUUUAUUAAAGAGGAGAGUGAAGACAUGAAGAACGAAGAAGCAUUCAGAAUCAAACAUGAAGAUACUGAGGAACAAAUAAAGAUUGUGUUUAUUAAAGAGGAGAGUGAAGACAUGACAAUCGAAGAAGUCAAACAUGAAGAUACUAAGGAACAAACAGACCUGAUGGCACUGAAAUUGGAGAGUCAAGAAAUGAAUGAAAUGGAAGAGAAAAGUCUAAAUAAGAAACAAUCUGAUUUCGAGACUGAAGGAAAAUCAACUAGUUGCUCCCCGAAUGAAAAGACUACCUCACAAAUAGAAGCUCGAAAAACACGAACUACAAACGUAAUUUCCUACUUAAUAAUUCAUACCGGAGAGAGCUCUUUCACCUGUCAACAGUGUGGAGAAACUUUCAGUCAAAAAGAAUGCCUUAAAGUUCACAAGAAAAUUCACACUGAGAAGAAGCAGUUCAUAUGCUCUCAGUGUGAAAAAAGGUUCACGGAGAAAAAAAACCUUAAUGCCCACAUGAGAACUCACACUGGAGAAAGACCUCACACCUGCAAACUGUGUGGGAAGAGUUUCACACGUAACGGAAACCUUAAAACUCACAUGAGAAUUCACACUGGAGAGAAUCCGUUUGUGUGUGAUCAGUGUGGAAAGGGUUUCAAACAGAAAAAAAUCCUCAGUACCCACAUGAGAAUUCACACUGGAGAGAGGCCUUUCACCUGCCCUCAGUGUGGAAAGAGUUUCACACGUAAAGAAAAACUUCAGACUCACAUUAGAAGUCACACUGGAGAGAAGCCGUUCACAUGCGAUCAGUGUGGAAACAGUUUCAGAUAUAAAGAAAACCUUAAUAUUCACAUGAAGAUUCAUUCAAGAGAGAGUCGCUUUAACUGUCGUCAGUGCGAAAAGAGUUUCACAGACCGGAAACAUCUUGAGAAUCAUGUAGUAAUUCACAUUGGAGAAAAGCCUUUUAUGUGCCACCUCUGUGGAAAGAGUUGCUCAAGAGAAGGACAUCUUAAGGUUCACAUCAGAGUUCACACUGGAGAGAAACCGUACACCUGCCCUCAGUGUGGAAAGUGUUUCAGGUUUAAAGGAAACCUAAAGACUCACAUUAGAAGUCACACUGGAGAGAAGCCGUUCAAAUGUCUUCAGUGCGAAAUGAGUUUCUCGCAUAGCGCAGACCUGAAACGUCAUUUGCAAAUGCAUUCUGAAAAGAACAUCUCGAACAGAACAUCCCAAGGAGCAAUUUCUUGAGGGGUUCAGGACAAAAAAAAUGUUUUUUUAAGUUUAGAAACAUUUUGUGAAACUCUUGCCUCACAGUGGUUUGAUCCUCUGCCUGCUUUCCCUUUUUACCUCACCUGCACACAUACGUCCGGUGGGAGAGAACAAAGCUCUUUAGUAGUUGUGGAGCUCCAGUAAAUAGACUAUCAAGGCUGGUCUUUUCUCUUUAAUACAGAUAUUGUGGAGUCAUUAAUAAAUUAUUCAUGACAAAAAAAAAUUAUGACAACCAAUACAUUUCACUGUGUUAGCAAUUAUAACUUGAACUAGUUUUUCUGGUAGCUUGUUUAAUACAGUAGCAUGUUGGACAGUAUGUUCUACCUUUGUUUUGGGUUUUGCUCAAUAUGAUGGUAAGUGGCAUACCAGUGGGCUUGCUGCAGUUGAAUAUCUAAGUAAGAGACAUCCUCUGUCCCAGAUGAAAAUUAAAAUACUAUGUGGAGGACACAAGAUGAUUUAAUGACCACAUAGUAAACCUAUGAACCUAACUUAUAUUUAAACAACUAUCGCUUUGUGUUUUUGGCCAGAUAAUAUGACAGGGAAAAAAAAUAUAAGAUCAUUUUUUACUAGGGGUGUAACGGUACAUGUAUUCGUACCGAACCGUCACGGGCAUCUCAGUUUGGUGUAAGAAGCCUUACAACGAAUACAGGCAAGUCACCCUCAAUCCAGAAGGGGGUGCCUGCAGUAAUGCAACUCUGUUUGAUAACUGCCGACAGAAGAACAGCGAAUGCCAGGAGUUGCGCACUUGAAAACAAAGACCACUAGACAGUGACAAAGGAGUAUGACGUUACUUUAAAGGCUUGCGCACUCAACUGUCUGCGAAAUGGAGCUUUGUGCUCUUGUAUCCUACCUCUCUCAUUCGGCACAAAUCCAAAUAUUCCAUAAUAGUUCCAUAUUUGCAAUGCAUCCAAAUGCUAAAUUAUUAUUUAUUAUGUAAAUUAUAGACUUUGUACUUCAGUCAUGUUCUAAUGGUGACACAGUGAGGCGGGUGCGCUGAUGUUUGAUUCACUGUAUUUUCUUUUGAUAAAGUACCAACUGCACUGUCAAGUUACCAAUGCUAGAAGCCUGGAACUGAUAUGUUUUGUGUUUGUGUGCGCCAGCGCAAUUACUUCAACUUUCUUCUUACCAGCAAAAUCAACUUAAACAAAAAACAAAUAGAAUGUCACUUUCUGCCAUUUGAGUUUCCUUCCUGUUACAAAACUGAACUGAAACUCAAGAAAAUAUAGGCUACGUUAUGUGUCGCACAGUUUUUUUUCCCCUUGUCUAUCGGUUAACUAAAUGAAAUAUAUUACAAGUAUUUAUUCCUUGUGUGUGUAUAUGUACUGCAGAUUUUAUAGCCUAUAUAUGAGAUUAAUUUGAUAUAAUAUUUAGUAUUUUCACAUCUAUGUGGAAAAAACUAAUUUGUACUACUGUCCAUUUAAAAUAAAUGAAAAGAAACCUAGCAUAGUAGUUUUUUUUUUCUAUUGUAUCAAAAUCAUAUUGAACCGUGACCCUUGAACCGAGGUACUUACCGUACCGUUACACCCCUUUUUUUUUUAAUGCACCAAAAUGCCGAGUAUUUACAAAAUGUCACAAUAUACAGGCAAUUUGGCUUUAAUUAAGGCAGAACAUCUUUGUGUCCCCUUCAAAAAUGACUCUUGAUAAAUUUUGUGUUUAUUGUUUCCCCCAGCUGUUAGAUGACUGUGUUCUUUGCUGUAGUUUCACAUAUAGAGCAGUUGCGGUAGAUGUGUGUUUAUUCCUCUGAAUGAAAAUGUAAGUCAAACUUCUACCUUGCUGGGAAAUGCAAUAAUGUAACUGGAAGACAGAGCUAAGUAGUAACUGGUUACAUGUAAUCUAAAUUAUGUAAUCAGAUUCCAAAAAUUAAGUACUUGUAAUUAAGAGUAAGUUACAUUUUAAAUGUUCAUAAUCAGACUACAGUUACUUUUUUGUUGGUUACAUGAUUAUUCACACAAUAGCAAUACAUUAUUUAUCAUUUAUUGAUUCUCUCUAAUUCUUCUUUUUUUAUUUUUGAAAUGUUCUUUUCUAAAAUCUCAGAAAGUCUAGUUUUGUGGACAUUCACACAUACACUCUUUAAAAUAAAGGUGCUUCACGAUGCCAUAGAAGAACACUUUUUGUCUGAAUGGUUCCAUAAAGAACCUUUAACAUCUGAAGGACUUUUCUGUUUCACAAAAGGUUCUUUGUGGCAGAAGAAGGUUCUUCAGAUUAUAAAAACGUAAAAAGAGAUGGUUCUUUAAAGAACCUUUGACUGAAUGGUUCUUUGUGGAACUAAAAAUGGUUCUUAUAUGGCAUCACUGUGAAGAACCCUUUAAACACCUUUAUUUUUAAGAGUGUAGACUAGUCAUUAGUCGGGUGGUGACAGCAUUUUGUCAAUGGAUUUACAAAAAUCAUUUUGGGUUUAAGAAGUGUUUCAACAGUGCAUCAACUACUGAUGAACACAUUCAUUUUUAUUUAAAUUAUCACUCUGCAGGUUAUUUAUCCAUGUAUAAUUAUGUAUUAUUAAAACGCUUUUGUCUUUUUAACUCAUUAAACUGCACAAAAUAAGAAAUCGCUAUUCCUUAUUUGCAGACAUUUUUGUCAUCUGAACCUCUUUCACCUAAUAUAUACUGUAAAGGGGUAGGUGUAGUCAAUCAGUCAAUUCUGUAAAAGACAAUAUCUCCCUUUCUAUUGAACUUUGAGCGUUGUAACUUUUACACAUUACACAUGAACUAAAGGUAAAAAGUGAAAUCAUAAUCAGUCCCUUGAAGUACCCCUGAGAUUUUAAAAUAAAUGUUUUAAUAGUCGAGUAUCACAUUUGCAUUUUCACGGUUCUCUGACUUUGGUCAAUGGUCAUAUGGCGUGUAGGUAAACAAAAUAUUUCAUUUUUUUCAGUAAUUGAAUGAUUUUGAUUGUUAUUUUAAAAAGAUUUAUUUUAAUGUUACCUCAAUUUGGGAAACCUUGAUUUAAUUUAAUGUUUAAUGCACUUCAUGUUGAUAAUUACAAUGAAAGGAAUAUAUUUUGUAUUUUUACAUCAUUAUGCUACAAGAUUAUCCUGUUUAAAUCAAUGCAAAAAAGUUACAUCAAAAGUAAUCUAAAAGUAAUCUGAUUAUAUUUCCUAAAAUGUGUAAUGUAAUGGAUUAUGUUACUGACUACAAUGUAACGAGUCAUGUAAUUUGGAAUUAGUAACGGAGUACAAUUUGUAAAUAUUCUACCCAGCUCUGCUGGAACAUUAAAAAUAAAUAAACAAACUUAACAAAAUUACUUGUUUCCAGUUUCUAGGUUUUUUUAGUUUGUUUGUUUUUUGUUUUUUUGGUUUUUUUUUUUAGUUUAUUGUUUAGUCAAGUAGAUUUCGAUUUAAUGUUGUUAUAUCUGGAUAAAUUCACUGAUUGUGGAACCUUAUAAAUACCAGGCACCUUUAAAUUUAUGAUCAGGGAAAGCAUGGAAAUAUAUUCUAUUUAUCUUCAGCUCUGAACUAUUUUUUUUAUCAGCUCAGUUCAUUCUUUGUUGUUUUUCUAGUAUACUGUAUGUACAUAUACU